Messenger RNA from Durio zibethinus, 825 nucleotides. RefSeq lists its product as uncharacterized. The record is from RefSeq and is a predicted model, not a curated record. Lineage: Eukaryota; Viridiplantae; Streptophyta; Magnoliopsida; Malvales; Malvaceae.
GGAAUAAAAUCCUAAUCUAUUAGGGGUGAAUUGAUCUAAGUACAAUUGUUAUUUCGUUCUUUUUUUUUAUUGUUUUUGUUCGGUUUGAAAGGGUAUUUUGUUUUUUGAAACUAUGUAUUUCAUUCUAGUCAGCCAAUGGUUUGCAACUCUAGAUGGGCUUUAAUGCUUUUCUCUAUGGAAAUCGGAACGAGCUUCAUGAUCUUCCAACUAAUGCUGCGGGAUGAUUUGGAGAUUGAUAGUCAGAUAUCGGGCUAUCCUUGGUUGACUUGUGUGGAAGCAUCCAUCCAAGUGCCGCAUAGUCUAUUGCUUCCUUGAAAAAAGCUUAGCCCGUGACACAUGGUAUCAGAGCAUGGUUGAGAAGUGCUAGAGAAUUGAAGAAAUGGCCACGAGUGGUGGAUUCAAUUACCAACAGAUAAUUGAAGAGUUGGAGGUCGCAGUGGCCACUUUAAAAGCUUAUGUGGUGACAAAUGAUCGACUAAGGGAAAUCGAGACAACCCAGCGAGAGUUGUCCGAUACUCUACAUAGCUUGAGUGAGGAGGUUAGAGAUGCCUUGAAUGUCCUCCAAAAAGAGUUUGAUGAGCUUAGAGCCCAAGUGAGUGUUCUACAACUGGCUAUGACUAAAUCAAGUUCUAGCUUGACAGAAAGGGGAAAAAAGGCUAAGGUGCCAAAGCCCCGAUGCUACGAGAGGGCAAAAAAUGCCAAAGAGCUUGGGAACUUUUUGUUUGACAUAAAGUAAUACUUUUAAGUUGUAUGUACUGAAUCAGAGGAAGAUAAGGUUACAGUGGCAUCAAUGUACCUUGUAGGGGAUGCCAAACUAUGAUGGUG